This is a messenger RNA of Striga hermonthica, 468 nucleotides long. Lineage: Eukaryota; Viridiplantae; Streptophyta; Magnoliopsida; Lamiales; Orobanchaceae. The record is from the annotation of a GenBank genome assembly.
AUGGCUGGUAUGAUAGUAAGAAACAAAUAUGUGGUGAUAAAGCAUCACAUAGACGAGGCACCUCGGAAAUCCGACUUCGCCAUCUCCGAACAGCUCAUCUCCUUAAACUCCACCAACAGCAGCAAAAGCAAGGUUGUCGUAAAGAACCUGUACGUGUCCAUUGAUCCAUACCUAAUAAACUGCAUGAAAACACAGAGCAACACGCAGAUUCUCAAUGUCCAAGGAGUCGAUUACAUUCUGCCCGGUCAGGAGAUAAGAGGGAGUGGGGUAGGGGAAGUGGUGUAUUCGAAGGAGGCUGAUUUUGGAAGAGGAGAUUUGGUGUUGGGGCUGCUGAGUUGGGGAGAGUAUACAUUGGUUGAAGAUGGCCGCAAGCUCCUCAAAUUGGAUAACGCUAUGGGGUUUCCUCUUUCCUACUACGCGGGAGGAGUAUUAGGUAUGUGUUCUUGUUUUUCUGCAUAUACAAAUUAA